Cylindrotheca closterium is the source of this 1338-nucleotide messenger RNA. Lineage: Eukaryota; Bacillariophyta; Bacillariophyceae; Bacillariales; Bacillariaceae. The record is from the annotation of a GenBank genome assembly.
AUGCCCAAAAAAUGUUCUUCCUGUUAUCAUUGUCGUAUUCGAUGUUUGGUAAUUACCAUAUUUUCAAUCAUCUUUGCCCUUGGUGCAUUCUUUGCGAUUCGAAAUGAAAUAUCUCUUCAAGCAUUGGCGCUUCAAGAUCAGGCGGAUGUGUGGCACCUACCAUAUCGAGUCAAGACACCAGCCGUGACGAAUGAGUCUCAGAAAAUCGCUGCACUGGAAUCAGUAAGAGCCACUGACAGCAGCACAUCUUCAACAAAUGGAAAGCAAACCCUCGCUCCCUCAAACCAUGGACUCGACGGAUCAUUAAAAGCUUCCAUCAACAUCACAGUCAAUCAUUUUCAUCGAUACGACGGAGUGGUGAUUGCCACAAAAAUCCAUGGACCACAUCAAAUAUCGCUGGUUUCCCAGUCCCUCUGCCUUCUUCAGAAGGCAUACAACGCGAGGAUGAAUUACGAUAUUUUGGUAUUUACUACAAUCCCUCUUUCGAAUUAUCAAACUGAACAAUUGAUGCAACUGGUAGCACCUGCUAAACUUACAGUUGCUUUGGACAUCCCCGUAGGAGGCUUGCAACAAAUGAUUGCCAACUUGUCAGAACAACGGAGGCAAAUAUUUUUGGAACGCUGCAAGGUCAACUCGGCCGACAACAUCACUUGGUUUUCUGAAUGCCCGGGACGUCUAGCUUAUAACUGGCAGGCCGAAUUUCGGACCUUGCACAUUUGGAAUCAUCCAGCGCUGGCCAAGUACAAGUUCAUGGUGUGGACGGACUCGGAUGGAUUUCCGACACAAAUUUGGGACCAAGAUCCAGUGGCACAUAUGAUCGCCCACAAUCUAGCUAUUUUCUUUGAUCACUUUCCACAGGGAAAGAUCCAAGGCACGGUCCGCGACACGGUACUGCAGAGAAUGGAAAAAGCUUUCAACAAGACUCUUUGCACGUUGGAGUUUGCCAAAAAGGGUCACCUUCGACCCACAUUUGGUACUCUCAAGAAAUGUCUCGAGCGGAACAUUACCAUUCCAUUGAUUCAUGGUUUUUUCCAUAUCACCAACUUGCAAUUUUAUAGACGCGAGAUUGUCUUGCAGUGGCAAGAGACGCUGCUUGGAGAGUGUUUCUUGUGCCGUCAUUUGGAUGAUCAAAUGGCGGUCACGAUUCCUGCUGCCAUGUUGGCACCCCGAAGAUCCCGUGACAUGCGUCGAUCCGGAUUGAACUUGAAGGUGUUUCACAAUGGAGUGAUGGACGGCCAACGUGACGAAAGAGUUGGUGGAUUCAUUGAUUAUUGGAAGGCCAAUAAGAAGAAUUUCCCCGAAGCCAUGGGACAUUGUCCCAUCAAGAACAGUGGAUAG